This is a messenger RNA of Amphiprion ocellaris (clown anemonefish), 1616 nucleotides long. It is a transcript of the gene fev, whose product is annotated as FEV transcription factor, ETS family member. The coding region runs from base 461 to 1123 and encodes 220 amino acids. Gene Ontology annotation, cellular component: nucleus. The transcript has 3 exons. The record is from RefSeq and is a predicted model, not a curated record. Gene Ontology annotation, biological process: regulation of transcription by RNA polymerase II; cell differentiation. NCBI's taxonomy places the organism in Eukaryota, Metazoa, Chordata, Actinopteri, Pomacentridae. Gene Ontology annotation, molecular function: sequence-specific DNA binding; DNA-binding transcription factor activity, RNA polymerase II-specific.
GUGCACUGAGGCGUGUUUUUCAAGGUAAAUAUUCUUUUUCCAACAUGAAAUAGGUCUUUGUUGUUUGCCGAGAGGUAAAGAGGCGGAAAAGUGAGGAGGAUCUGAACUGGUUUCCAUGUCAAACACUUCAAUUCACCAUAGAAACUCAGAUCUUAACGCGGAAACUUUAUUAAACUGUGAUGGUGGAUUGAUAAGGGCCGAAUUUCUAUCGGCCUCUUUUUAUUGUGGGCACCAGGCGGGCUGACAGAGGUAAAUUGCUCUUUUAAUUAAAGCAAUGCACCAGGGGAAAUUGCUGUCUGAAUAUUGUCUCAGAGAUGGGGGCCAGUGACAGUUGCCUGGAAACUUCAAUCUGUCCACCCGCAUUUAUUCCAGAUCACAGUUAUGAGAUAAAGUUUAAUAAAAAUCUUUUCCUCCGCCACCAACGAAAUGAAAUCCAACCCUUUCUGAACAAGUGAACACAAUGAGACAGGACUGCGGAGGAAACCUCAUGUUCAACAUGUAUCUCUCAGAUCCAACAGAAAACCUGUUGAAAGAAAGCAAAGGAACAUCCUGGGGUCCAAUAAAUACAGGAGUACAAAAAGGCAGCGGACAGAUCCAGCUGUGGCAGUUCCUGCUGGAGCUGCUCUCUGACAGCACCAACAUGUCCUGCAUCGCCUGGGAGGGAACCAACGGAGAGUUCAAGCUCAUCGACCCGGACGAGGUGGCCCGGCGCUGGGGGGAGCGCAAAAGCAAACCCAACAUGAACUACGACAAGCUGAGCCGGGCGCUGCGCUACUACUACGACAAAAACAUCAUGACCAAAGUCCACGGCAAGAGAUAUGCCUACAAAUUCGAUUUCCACGGCUUGGCGCAGGUGUGCCAGCCGUCUACCACGGAGCAGGCCAUCUACAAGUUCCAGGGCAACUUCUCCCCGAUCCCGUUCUCCGGUAUCUCCAAACUGAACCUCGUUGCUCCCGGCGUGGGCCCCUCGGGUUUCUCCUACUGGCCCGGUUCCCCUCCGGCCGCUCUCUACCACAGCCACAAUCUACAGCCUCCGGGGCCCUUUGGCACCGUGUCUCCGUCCCACAUCAGCUGCGUCAACAACAUCAACAGCCUGAGCAACAUCAAUAACCACUACAACUGACUCUUAGUGCGCAUUUUAGACUAACUGGAAAACUCGAGACACCACAGUAAUGAAAGAGGAGAGAUGACGACAAGGACAAAAAAAAGGUCAGCAGGUAUGAUUUAGGCAAAAAAUUGGCUUGAGUUGGUUCGAAAUGAACCAAACCACGUUUUUAAACUUGCAUGACCUUCAAACAGAGAUAAGACUGGAGCUACGGUUUUAUGGAAGCAAGACGUAGAAAACGUGUACUUAAAAAAUAUUUGUUUUUUCUGUUUGUUGUUUUAACCUACUGGUACUUUUCACGAGCAAAAUAUUAAAUCCAUCCAGAGGGCCAGUCAAAUUACACACAGUGAAACCACUGUGCGUAAAAGAAAACACGCAUUGUUUAAACAGUUAAAUUAAUUUAGCCAUAAUUUUAUCAUAAAUUAUCAAUUUUAAUUGGAGAUAAACAUUUACAUCAGGAGAGUUUUUUGGGGUGUGUGUAUAUAUAUAUAUAUAUAUAUAUAUAUAUAUA